AUGACAUCGAAGGAACGCCGAAAUCUUAUUCUGCAGCCAACAAAUCCCUUCGACGAGGAAAAAGCAGAAGCUCGCAGCUGCGGCGCCUCCACAGCAGGUUCCACGCCCACACAACCGCCUGCAGGAAUUGUAUCAACACCUCCUGCACAAAUUCAACCACUUGCAGCUCCUGCUGGUGAUGCUCCUAGCAUUUUCAAUGAUAAUCCUAAAUUGAGAUCCUUUAUGAAGAAGAGAUGGCAGGUCGAAAGCUUGGAGAAGAGAGGAGAAGCGCUGCUGCAGGCUUUGCAGGAGAGCAGACUAACGGAGCCCUUGGUGUCUGUCUGGUUGGCACUCGUAGAUCGUCAUUGUAAAGCACACGGUUUAGUUUGUCAUCAAGAUUUUCCACCAGAUCAUCCUGUCCAGGAAUUAGCACGUUGUCUGCAAGCUGUUCUCAUCAAGCACCAGGGCUUAGGUGCUUUGGCUGUCGCCAUGGUUGACAAAGAAAUCACAACCUCCCAAGCCCGUUUCACCAGGCCGCUCAUGGACGUCCUUCGUGCAGUCCACCAAACCAAAUGGAACCUCAUCAAAAUUCGGCAGCAACUCAACAGAAGUUACAAAGAAGUCUGUUUGCCUCUUCUCGAAAAAUGUCGUUUUCUUUUAUAUGAAAUACGUCCAGCAGUCAGUUGCGAGUUGGCAGCUUACGAAAAGUUAAAUUUCUUAUACAAAAAGACCAAAUUCAAAAACACGGUGCAAAGGAUCAUAAGGGAAUCGAGGAAACAAAAGAGUGUUAAUGGUGAUGGAUUGGUUAAAACAAGACUUGAAGACUUGGUUAAUGCUACGAUAUUACAAUCACAGAUUGGAGAUAACAAGUCGAAUGAGAUAUUCGGGGAUAACCAGAUGAUUUUAGGUGAUUCUGAGGAAGGCAGUGAGGAUAAGAAGGUUGAUAGUUUGCAGGAGGACGUGCAGAUUGAUGAUUUGAUAAAUGAUAUCACCGACAAAACUAUGGCUGAUGUUAGUUAUGGCAAGGUGCUCAAUGGAGCUGUUGAUUUUGUUUUGUUGGAGUGUUAUAAUGAUGUCGAGAGCUUGAGGAGGGCCAUGUACUGUCAGACACAACGUUGUCAACUACGUUUAUCUGGUUAUGAAAUGACAUCACGUCUGCUUCAUGCAGAACAGACUUUAUUGCCUUCAGCACGAUAUUCCCUUCUUGGAGGCUUGCUGGGCUUGAUAGCACCUGCUGCAGGAUCAAAUAUUGAUAAACAAAAACAGAAAUACACUUUGUUGCAAUAUCACAAAGCAAUGAGAAACAGAUCUGCUGUCCAGGAUUUAGAUAGAGUCACAGCCCAUCAAAAGACCAAAUUGCGUUUAGCUCAUGCCAGUAUUUUAGAAUGGAGUGCUUCAAGGUUGAGGGAAUUAGUUUUGCGUGGAGAAGCAGUUCUGGCAAAUACUACUUCGACUGGAGCAUCUAUGGGAAUUUCUAUAAUUGGUGGAGGGAUUACUGUAGGUGGUUCUUGUACAGGCGGAGGAUCUGUACAAGGUGUUAGGGAUAAGGAGCAGGCUAAUCAUGUCACUCAUGCUUUGUUAAAGGAUUUGCCAAGAGCUCGUAUGCUUCUAAGUGUCUUGGCCCUGCUGAGUGCUGAAUAUGCUGCUAACGAAUUGGGACUGUUGGCAAGUUGUGGCACUUUAGCAUCUUUACAUGCACUUUUGAGGCAGAUCACAGGAAACCAAUUGCAUGAUACUCAACAACAAGGCAACAGCUCGAGCAAAGGUAGCAGAGUGAUUAUUUAUGAAGACACAUUAUUAAAUUGUAGCGCUUCUGGUUCUAAAGGCAACGCCCUCACCGGCCAGAAUUGGCUGCUAUGA
This is a messenger RNA of Ctenocephalides felis (cat flea), 1839 nucleotides long. RefSeq names its product probable E3 ubiquitin-protein ligase HERC2. Bases 1 to 1839 code for a protein of 612 amino acids. NCBI's taxonomy places the organism in Eukaryota, Metazoa, Arthropoda, Insecta, Siphonaptera, Pulicidae. The record is from RefSeq and is a predicted model, not a curated record. The transcript is spliced from 9 exons.